UUUGUCGAAUACUCGUUGUUGUUUGUUCUCGUUGAACUUGCAUAUUUUUUAUAGAAAUUUUUCUUUCUUGAAAUAAAGAUCGAAGAUGGUCUUCGAAUCGAUUGUUGCUGAACUCUUGAACAAAGUGUUGGGGGAGUAUAUUCAAAAUUUGGAUUACUCGCAAUUAAAACUGAGUUUAUGGAGCGGAGAUGUAGUAUUAAAAGAUUUAUUAAUAAAAGAAACUGCAUUAGAUACAUUGGACUUACCCAUUAGAUUGGAAUAUGGAAGAUUAGGAAAACUUAUAUUAAAAAUACCAUUUAAAGAUAUGUGGAAUGGUCAGAUUGAUGCUAUAGUUGAGGAAUUAUUUGUACUCAUAGUACCCUCAAGUCAGGUUGUAUAUGAUGGGGAAAAAGAAGCAAAAAUACAGCUUGAAGCUAAGCGUGCAGAACUAGCAAGGGUUGAAAAAAAUAAGCAAUUGGCAGAUAUCAAAUCACAAGAGAAGUUAGAUGAUUCAAUGGUUGAAAAACUUGUUGCCCGUAUGAUAAAAAAUAUUCAUGUUGAAAUAAAAAAAAUACAUGUGAGAUAUGAAGAUCACAUUUCAUUCAAGGACCAUCCAUUUUCAGUUGGUUUUACACUCAACAAAUUUAUCUUACAAAGUUGUACAGACUCUUGGGAGGCAAAUGGUAACUUAAAAGAUAUGUAUGCCAUUCCACAAAUUUACAAGUUAUGCACACUAGAUGGUUUGGCAGUGUACCUCAAUACAACUGUAGAACAGUUUAGUAACAAUGCACAAUCAAACUAUUCAGAUCUAUUUUAUAGUGGUAUUGCAACCAUAGAUUACAAUCCACCUGGUUAUCAAUAUUUAUUGGGUCCAAUCAAUGUCAAUGCAAAAUUAAAGUUAAAUCCAAAACCAGAAACAGAUGGAAGUAAUUACACUAUUCCUAAGGUGUGGCUAGAUCUAGAAAUGCAAAAAUUAAGAAUAGGAAUAGCAAAGAGACAAUAUCACACCCUAGUUCAAUUAGGGGAGGGUUUAGAUCAAGCUCAAAAGGCUGCACCAUACAGAAAGUAUAGACCAAAGUUAACAUCAUACAGAGGACACUAUAAGGAAUGGUGGCAUUUUGCAUAUACUUGUGUCUUAGAAGAAACAGUACGCAGAAAUCGUAGGAAUUGGGACUGGAAUCACAUGAAAGAACAUAGGGAUAUGUGUCGUUCUUAUGCUACAGCAUACCAAACGAAAUUAACAACUAAAAAAGUCGCGCAAGAAACAGAAGAUCAUCUGACAAAUUGUGAAAUGAAAUUGGAUAUUUUCAAUUUAGUCAUUAUUAGGCAGCAAAUUGAAAUGGAAGUAGAAAAAUUGGCAGAGAGAGAAAAGAGUUUAAGAGCAAAACGUGGUUGGUUUGGUUUUCUGUGGUCUAAUGCACAGACAGAGGAAACGCAAGAAUUGAAUUCGGCGGCUGCGAUAAUGAGGAAAUUCGAACAAGCGCUGACACCAAAAGAAAAAGAAAAGUUGUACAAAGCCAUAGAUUAUCAAGAGAACACCGCACCAACUCAUUAUCCUGAAUCAUAUGAAGUGGCCGACACACGAUUCUUUUUACACGAACUUCAAGUUAUUAUUUUAGACAUGGAUAAAGAACAUCCUUGUGUUCUGGAUCUUCAGCUUCAUGGUGUUGAAGCUUGCUUCAAGUCAAGACCAGCUGCUAAUGCCAUUUUAGUUACCGCGUCAAUUAAUGAAAUGAAACUGUUAGGAACGAAACAAGGCGAACAGGUUCCUUCACUGUUCAAUUCUCAUCAGCAUAGUACAGAUACUGCUUUACUGUAUGUAUCAUACGAGAAAAAUCCUUUGGAUAAGUCAUGCGGUGAUCGUAUUAUAGCAAGAUCGAAGUCCGUGGAUAUUAUUUAUGAUGCACAAACCGUAAUAGAAAUAGUUAACUUAUUUAAAGUACAAAACUCGUCGACUUUGAAUAAUCUCCAAGCAGCUGCUGCAGAACAGCUAGAAGGUUUGAAAGAAAUGUCGGCCCUAGGUUUAGAACAUGCUAUUCAAAAGCAUUCGGUAUUAGAUAUACAGAUUAAUAUGCAAGCUUCUCAACUAAUCAUACCACAUGACGGAUUUUAUAAUAGCACAAAAUCAUUGUUAGUAGUCAAUCUUGGUAGCUUGCAAAUGCACUCUCUGGAUAAACCAAAGGACGUUGAAACUAACGUAACUGUGAAGCAUUUGAUCAGUAUCGGUAAAAGCGAAGAAGAUGUGUUACUGCAUUUCAGAGAACGAAGUUAUGACAAGUUUAUUUUAAAGAUAGUAGAUUUUCAAGUAUUAGUUUCACUGCCAGGUGAAGAUUGGCGCACAACUCUAUCCAAUGUGGAUGAUUCCAUGACUUUACUGCACCCAACAGCGCUCGAAAUCCAAUUUCACAAAUGUUUAGUAACAGAUGAUCCUCUACUUCCAAAGUUUAGGUUUUUAGGGCAAUUACCCUCAGUUUUUGUCAAUAUAACAGAUAUUCGUUUAUUGCAAGCGCUUUCUAUUGCUCAGAGCAUACCACUUCCAAAAGAUGAAGAACCGACAGAGCUUCGCAAAUUAUCACUUAGCAAAUCUGUUUCACAAUUAUCUUUAUUGAAGGACAUAACUACUACUAUUUCUGAGAAGAAAAAAGACGAAGACUCUAGUGUAACUUCGAUUAAACAAACGACUGAUAUGGAAAUAAAAUUUGAAAUGAAAGAAUUUGCAAUACAAAUUUCCUCACAAAAAGGCAGUACGAUAAUACCGUUUAUGAAACUCGAAGUAGUACAGUUAGAAGCAGAAAUGUUGCAACGAACUUAUGAUCAGGAAAUAUUACUAAGAUUAGGUGGUGUUCAAAUGAAACAACACUAUAAUCAAACAGAAAUAUUUAUGGUGAACACUCCUAUGUUGUCUGGUAAAGACGAGUAUCUGAUAACAGUGCAGUAUAUAAAUGUGAAUAAACGAUCCCCUGAAUUUAAAACAAAACACGAGUCUGUUCUGAAAUUGUUGAAAUUAGAAUUUACAACGUUAGAUGUUUUACUGCACCAAGAAGCUCUUAUAAGUCUCCUUCAAUUUGCAUCAUACAUGCAGCAUCAAAUGAACGCUAUAGCGAAUAGUAAACUGGAAAAGGAACCUCAGGUGCGUCCACGCCCCACUCAUUUGACUUCCAUUCAAGAAGAAACCUCGACGUUUUUGAGGGAACAAAUUCACAAACAAAAACUUAGAUCAACGUCACGUCGGAAACGAACAGUGAUUGAGCAUAUAGAUUUAAAGGUUCAGGCAAAAGUUGGAACAAUUUGUAUGAAGAUAACUAGUGAUUAUAGAGAAAUUACUGCAUUUUAUAUCGCCGGUAUCACUGCCGGAUUUAUAAUGAAAGCUUCCUAUUCCCAAGCAAAUGUUAACUUAUCUUCUAUCAGUAUUAAAGAUCUUAAUGCAGCAUCAGCUUAUAGAGAUAUUGUGUCAGUGAUAGAAGACACUGAAUCCUUACAAAUUCAAGCUGUAAUGUACAACAUCGAACCAUCAGAAACUGAUAAAAAUAAUAUGUCUAUCACAGUUGUUAUGGGCUGUUAUCGCAUUGUCUUCUUAAAUAUGUUUGUUACCAGUAUAAUGAGCUUUUUGAAUAAUUUUCAAACGGCUCAACAAGCCAUAAAAGAUGCGUCAGCCGCGGCUGCAGAAGCUGCAAAGACGAAUAUUAAAGACGUUAAGGAAAGUGCGACACGUAUUGGUCUAGCGGUAAAAAUUAAGGCUCCUGUUAUAUAUGUACCGAUGCAUUCUAAAAGUGAUCAAUGCUUAACGUUAGACAUGGGUAAUCUUACUGUAUGUAACGUUUUCAGGAAGUUGGAAGUAACAAACGAAACUGGAGAUAAUCCUAUUGUGGAUGAAAUGAAGAUUGAAUUGCAAAAUUUAAAAUUAUCACGAGUAAGAUUAAACAUGGAAAAGUUUUCGAUUGAACAUGAAAUACUAUUGCUAGAACCUGUCAGUUUUACAUUACUCAUUAAACGUAAUUUAUCGACUGCUUGGUUUACCUCUAUACCAGACAUCGAUAUGUCUGGCAGACUAAAUAAAAUUAGUAUACUGAUAAGCAAAGAGGACUAUGUUACUGCACUGAAAGUAUUAGAAGAAAACCUAGGCGAAACGGUUGAGGACAAAAAGCUUACAUCGAGUGUCAAUCAAAGUGAAAAGAAACUCGAAGUUGAAAUUUUACAACAUCGUCAAACGGAUAAGUUUGAGAGAACUACUGCAGGAGGUACAGAAGACACAGACUUCCAGGAACAAAUACAUGCGCACACGUCUAUCAAAUUUGAAUUUGUUAUGGACAGUCUUGUGAUUAGUUUAUUCACAGGAGGCUCAAAAACGCUGCAAUCACAAACUUCUUUGCUCCAUCUACCAGAGAAUGGAUUGGCAAAAUUCUGUUUGACUUAUUUCGCGUUAAAAGGUAGAAUAUUCGCCGAUGGAUUAAUGGUAACCUCCAUUCUUCUGAUGAAUUGUACGUUGGACGAUACGCGCCAAAAUAGACAAGGUUCUCUUAUAAGAAUCAUGGAAAGAACUACAGCGGUACCGUCCAUCGAUGACGUAGAGAAAGAAUCAAAAUCCAUUCGUAGUAUGUUAGACAUGACUAUUAGACAAAGUCCUAACGAUACAUUCGUCGAUAUUCGAGUUUUCUCGUUCAGCAUAAUCGUGUCUCUCGAUUAUCUGAUGAAAAUAAAGGACUUUUUCAUCAACGAAGCACCAUCGACGAAUAAAUCAGCACCACAACAUGUAACAAAGAGUCACAACGAGCCGAUGGUUAAAAAAAAACAAGCUGCUACACCACCGACUAAAAAGAUGUUCACGAUUAAUAUACACAUUGAGAAACCGGAUAUUAUUCUGCUGGAAGACAUGGAUGAUAUAAAUUCAAAUUGUAUCAUAUUAAAUACCGAAUUGCUACUGAAAGUACGUUUAAUGGAUGAACAUCAAGUAAUAACAGGAUCUAUAAAAGAUUUAUCAAUAUUGGCUGGUAUAUACAAUCCAAUGAAGAGAAGCGAUUGGAUAUAUCAGGUUCUAAGACCAUGCAGCGUUAGCGUAGCAGGCUCUACACCAGAAGGAAAAGGACUUUACAUCGACGUUUGUUGUACGGAUAUUCAUGUAUCAGUUUCACCAGGUGUCAUAGAAAUAUUGAAUAAGGUCGUUCAGACUGCCACGAAAACGGAAGUAAAAGAUCAAGAAAUUGUGGUUGCUGAACAGAAUUAUGAAGGAUUGUGGAUUGUAACACCAUUUGAAGAAAGUGACUUUUGGUUCAUAAAAACAGAAGUGGGAGUAGAGGCAGUAGAAGAUUUUAUAUACUCCGAAGACGAGGAUAUUACAGCUUACAAAUCAGAAUUGGCGAUUAUUUCUGCACCAACGAUUCUUUUUACAUUGGAAGCAGGUGUUGGUAAUAAAACGUUACCAAUGCUCCUGCUUCAUAUUGGAUUCCAAAGUAACAUCAACGAUUGGAGUACAAAAACUAUGAGCAUAGAAUGUACAAUGUCAUUGAUUAUGGCUUAUUACAACAGUUGUCUAGCAUUAUGGGAACCAUUAAUCGAACCGAUAGAAGGAACUAGAAAUGGAAGGCGAAUUUCGACACCUUGGGAAUUAAAGACUAAAAUUCAAUUUAACGAUAUGUCAGCGGACUCUAGAGGCCUGAGUGCAAUCAGUCCCACAUCAGAUAAUGAGCCAGAUGAAUUUCAUCAAACUCCGAAAAUGUCUAUCGAUAUAGAUUCUACUGAAAAUUUGGAAAUAACUGUAACCAAAACUUGUCUUGACGUGUUGAAACAACUUGGUAACGCAUUUUCAUCUGCUAUGGAAGCUGGUGAAAAAGGAACAGUAAAAAGUGUAGCACCUUAUGUACUGAAGAAUGAAACUGGUUUAGCGAUGGUUUUGGAUUUGGAACAUAGUCAUUUCAAGGUUUUUAACGAUGGAUCAAAGCUCACUAGUAAUACCACAGAUUCGUACAUGGAAGUGAUUCUCGAAUCUGGUGCUUCAGUGGAACUUGCUCCCAAAACUACGAAAACAGAAAUACCGUUACUAGAUCAAUUGAAAACUGACACGAUUAAAGAACGGGAGGAUGAUAAAUUCAUUAUUUCGUUCAAAGAAAUUAGUGGCACAUUGGCGAUACCUGUUCUAAGAGCUGAUAAGAGAUUCUUUUCAUUGAAAUAUCGAAAAGAAGGUUCUGAAGAAUGGGGUAUUGUUUCUGACGUUGUUGUAGAUGAAGGAAGUACUAUUGUUACUCUUAGAAGUAUUUUACAGGUGCACAAUCAUUUCAGUCAACCGAUAUCUGUAUACUAUAUGACUAAGCGUGGAAACGAAGUGGAAUGUGUAGGCACUGUUGCUCCGGAUAGUAAAUUGAAUCUUCCAUUAGAUGCUGUAUAUACUCCAACAAAUAUUUAUUGGCUAUUUUUCAGCGUUGAUGGUUAUAUGGUUUCAUUAGAACCAUUUAUUUGGAAAGAUCUGCAAAAGACAGUUAGUAUGACAAAGCUUAUGAAAUGUGAAAGUCGAGCGAGACAUGAAAUCGCAGAACCGUUUUAUAUAAAGGUUUGUUUCGUGAUGAUUGUGGUUGGUAGUAUUUUAUAUAAUAACAACACUAUUGGCUUAUUAUUGAAUGCUAUUAACUGGCAAUCCAUAUUCUGUCGUUUCAUUGAUUGCGUCAAGCAUCUUUGCUUGAAAAAAUUACCCUCUGAACACAAAAAAUAUUUGGAAGCACCUAUUCAGGUUGUCGGUGAAAUAGAACAGGUAUAUUUUGAAAAUACUACCCGACAUACUAUGGCAAGUACCAUUUAUAAUGUUCAUUUGUACCCAUCUGUAUACUUAAAGAAUUUUCUGCCUAUCGAUAUUAUUGUAUGUCUACCUGGAGCUGUACAAGAAAAGCUUUUAGAAGCUGGUACAUCUUAUCAGAUUCCUACUAUUGAUCCUGGAAAGUCUUACAUAAUUAUAAAGCUACCAAAUUAUUUAGAAAAAGAUUGGUCAUGUAGGGGUGAAAUAUUGGCAAAUCCACCAGAAUUUUCAGUCUGGUCUUUUGAGUCUUUUGACAGUGCACAGAAAGUUAUAAUGGAUUUAGGAAUGCAUACAUCGUAUAAACAUGGUUCUAUAGUUAUGGCACUAUAUUGUCCAUUUUGGAUGCUGAAUAAAACUGGCUUAAUGUUGUCCUACCGGAAAUCAAGUAAGGGUGGCAAAGAACACUCAAGUCCAAUCAAGAAUUUGGUUUGUGUGAAACCCCAUCGACCACGUGCAGAAUACAGGAGGAAGAAAAAAGCACGUUCGACUGGUGAAGACCACUUAAACGUAUUAUACCAUCCAGAAAACUUCAAGGGACCAAUAUUGUUCUCAUUUCGUUCUAAAGUGUUCUUUGGUAAAAAGAAGGCCAUGAUUAGGGUAGAAGAUGGUGAAUGGUCUGAUAAAUUCUCUAUAGAUGUUGCAGGAAGUGAGGGUGUAGUUGUUUGCAAAUAUAAUGGUCUAACAUACCAGAUUGGAGUUCACAAUCAAUUGACUUAUAAUUCUUUAACUAAACAGAUCACAUUUACUCCAUAUUAUGUACUGAUAAAUAAUUCCCAUUUUCUUAUUGAAUGUCAAGAAGGUGAUAGACCAGCUGAUCCUAUGAUUAAGGUUCCUCCAGGUGAAUGCACGUCUUUAUGGCCUCAUUCUGAACAUGAACAAAAGACUCUAAGAGCUAGAAUCGCGGGUGACCCCGAGAAAACUGCACCAUUCCUCUAUACAGAAAGCCACACGACUUUAUUGAAAUUAAAUAAUAAGUAUGGUGGAAUUAACGUGGAUAUACAAAUAAGUGAAGGUGGAAUUUAUAUUUCCUUAUCUCUUUACACUCACGGAAAUGCCCCAGCACUAAUUAUUAAUCAUACUUCACACACAAUUAAUUUCUGGGAAAAAGGUUCAUUGAAUGUUAGAUCCGUACAGUCAUUCAAUAGAAUGUUUUAUACCUGGGAAAACCCCGCAGGCCCACGGAAAUUAGUGUGGGAAGACAGCAAUAAAAAAGAAAUCGAGGAGACUCUCAGAAAAGAUACUUUAGGAACUUUCAUACUAUCAGAUAUAGAAGAAGAAUUAUUCUAUGUGUCAUUUUUGGACGGUACACAGCGAGUACUUCUGUUCACGACAAACAUGAAAAUUGCAGGAGACUGUCAGUUAGCCGGUGAUUGCGAAACUAUAGAUCAAGAAGUCACAAUAAGUAUUCACGGUGUUGGAUUUUCCCUUGUUAAUAACAUCACAAAAUCAGAAUUGUUAUAUCUGUGUAUAGCUAGUUCUGGAAUUAUAUGGGAAACACGUAAAUCUAUUACCCAUCGUUGGCGCGGUCUCAGCGCUAAAGAUAUAAAUAUUAUAGAGGAAGGUUAUCAGAAAUAUAUGCGCGAACUACAGAUAGGGAAAAAUCCAAUGCAAAGAAUAAUGCUUGAACCAAAAUUAGAGGUCGAUUACUUGAACAUGGAAUUGUUGAAACCACAUCGUCGUUGUUUACGACGUACUUUCCAAACUGGAUUAUGGCUACAAUAUCGCACGUCAUUGCAUCAAGUACAAUUGCAUGCAAAGAUCAAUAGACUUCAAAUUGAUAAUCAAUUUGUAGACUGUAAUUUCCCGGUUAUAUUGGCACCAGUUCCACCCCCUAAAAGCGUUACAGGUAGUACUGUUAUGAAACCAUUUGCUGAAUUGAGUAUGGUUAAACGAUUACUAGAACAUAGUAACGUACAGCAAUUCCGGUACUUUAAAGUUCUCAUUCAAGAAUUUCAUGUGAAAGUAGACAUUGUAUUUAUUAACGCAAUUAUGGGGCUGUUUGAAACGAACGAAAUGAACGAUACGGAAGAAAGCAAAUUGUUUAAAUUAGAUAUGAAACUGGUCGACGAACCACUAAUGUACCACGUUAGUUUAAUUACUACAGCUGAACAGAAGAACUUUUUCGAUUUGCUUCACUUUUCACCCUUAAAGAUACAUAUAAGUUUUUCAAUGACUGGUAGCAGUAGUGGACCCUCUGCAGUGCCUCAAGUAUUAAACGUAUUGCUACAAGGAAUAGGUGUUACUUUAACGGAUAUUAACGAUAUUGUUUUCAAACUAGCGUAUUUUGAAAGAGAAUACACUUUCAUGACCAAUAAACAACUCAUUUCUGAAGCAACAAUGCACUAUGUGGGACAAGCAAUCAAACAAGUAUAUGUUCUCGUUUUGGGACUGGAUGUGAUAGGCAAUCCUUAUGGUCUUGUAGUGGGUACCAUGAAAGGUAUCGAAGAUUUGUUUUAUGAACCUUUCCAAGGUGCUAUACAAGGGCCUGGAGAAUUUGCAGAAGGUUUGUUUCUUGGUAUGAGAAGCAUGUUGGGUCAUACUGUUGGAGGAAUGGCUGGAGCAGUCUCUAAAAUAACUGGAGCUAUGGGUAAAGGCUUAGCUGCUUUGACGUUUGACAAAGAUUAUCAGAGAAAGCGACAAGAGCAGCUUAACAAGCAACCAGCUAAUUUACAAGAAGGCCUUGCUCGUAGUGGAAAGGGCUUGGUGAUGGGUGUCGUCGAUGGUGUAGCCGGUGUUGUAAUGAAACCCAUAUCGGGUGCCAAAGAAGAAGGGGUGGAAGGAUUUUUCAAAGGGUUUGGAAAAGGUGUUGUUGGGCUUGUUACCAGACCAACUGCUGGUGUCAUAGAUUUUGCCAGUGGUUCGUUUGGAGCAGUGAAACGCGCAACUGAAUUGAACGAAGAAGUAAAGAAAGUCAGACCACCUAGAUUUUUCCAACCAGAUAAUCUAGUUAGAUCCUAUGUUAGGGAAGAAGCAGAGGGACAUAAAAUCUUAAUUGAAUUGGAGAAAGGAAAAUAUGCGAAUACUGAUAUUUAUUUUUAUCAUAUAUACAUUAACAAAAACGUACUAUUGCUUACUGAUAAGAGAAUAGCAUAUUUAGAAUACAGUGACUUAUUCGGUGGAUGGCGGGUGGAUUGGACUCACACGUGGCAAGAUAUGAGCGAAUUACCGAAAAUAGUCGAUAAGGGAGUUCAAAUAUUUGUUAAGGAUACUAAUAGGAAGAAGAAACUAGGAAACCUAUUUGGUAGUGCGGAUCAAUCAAAAAUAGUUUUCAUACCUGAUUAUAAUAUGAAACAGUUUUUAUGCAAUAAAAUGCAAGAGCAAAUUAAUCAAUGCGGGAUGUAAUACCAGAAAAGCAUAAAGAUAGAUUACACAUAAAGAAUACAUACAUACUUUAAUACUUAAAUACAGUUAAUUG
Messenger RNA from Habropoda laboriosa, 10175 nucleotides. It is a transcript of the gene Vps13, whose product is annotated as vacuolar protein sorting-associated protein 13A. The record is from RefSeq and is a predicted model, not a curated record. Gene Ontology annotation, biological process: protein retention in Golgi apparatus; protein targeting to vacuole. Gene Ontology annotation, cellular component: extrinsic component of membrane. The coding region runs from base 86 to 10102 and encodes 3338 amino acids. Lineage: Eukaryota; Metazoa; Arthropoda; Insecta; Hymenoptera; Apidae. The transcript has 45 exons.